Ylistrum balloti is the source of this 498-nucleotide messenger RNA. RefSeq lists its product as uncharacterized. Gene Ontology annotation, molecular function: DNA binding. The record is from RefSeq and is a predicted model, not a curated record. Gene Ontology annotation, biological process: DNA transposition; DNA integration. The transcript has a single exon. Lineage: Eukaryota; Metazoa; Mollusca; Bivalvia; Pectinida; Pectinidae. Bases 1 to 498 code for a protein of 165 amino acids.
AUGCCUCGGCUAGCCAAUGAUGAACGUAACAGAGCAGUGCAGUUACUAUUGGGUGGAAACACCCAAAAUGCUGUGGCAAGGGUACUGAAUGUCCAUAAAAGCACUGUUAGUCUACUAUACGCCCGCCUUAGAACUACUGGUACAACUGCUGACCUCCCUAGAACUGGCCGACCGAAGGUAACGACACCACGCCAGGACCGUUUCAUGAGGUUGCAGCAUCUGCGCAACCGCUUCCGAACUGCACAGAAAAUCGCAAACGAGACACCAGGGACACAUCAUCCGAGAAUAAGUCAUGAUACUGUGCUGAGGCGUUUGCGAUCAUACGGUAUAAAACCUCAACGCGUUGCAGUGGGAUUGCCACUUAACCGUCGACGACGUGACAUCAGGCUUCAGUGGUUGCGACAACACCGUCCAAAUGUAUUUCCUAUGCAAAGAUGGCGCCGUGUUCUCUUCUCUGACGAGUCCAGAUUUACGUUUUAUCGCUCUGAUGGACGUUGA